Molecule: messenger RNA, 702 nt
Organism: Echinostoma caproni
Lineage: Eukaryota; Metazoa; Platyhelminthes; Trematoda; Plagiorchiida; Echinostomatidae
Source: the annotation of a GenBank genome assembly
UCCGAAUUCACCGAGGGGACUGUGUUCACCGAUGCAUUCCUCUUGGAUGCUACUGGAUCGGAUGCGCCAAAUCACUGCCGUGGUUUACCGGUCACAGCUCCGCGACAUACUGGUAUUGUAUUGGCCGCGUUAGAUUGUAUUCCCAGUCGACGUUAUUUGGAUCAACGUUGCGUAUCCCUACAUUUACCCCUGUUCGAAAGUGGCACAUUAGGCACAAAAGGACAUGUACAAGUUGUCCUGCCCGGUUGGACCGAAUCGUACAACAGUCAAUUUGACGAUGAUUCCGGUGGUGCGGGAGAUGGUGCACCCGGUGCCGGUUCCAUUCCCUACUGUACGCUCAAAUCAUUUCCCAGUUUGCCUGUGCAUUGUAUUGAAUGGGCUCGCGAAAAGUUCGCAAGUCAGUUCACCCUGAAACCGAAAAUCCUGUCCCAACUGAUCGCCUCUUCUAGCGCUCAUGGUCCGGAUCGACUCAUCCAGCUGGCCUCGGAUCUUCUGUGUUCGAGCACGGGCUCGGUCACGAAUGCGGUACAAAUGAAUGAGUCGGAGAAAUCGGCUCAGACCACAUGGUUACGCAGCCAGCUCACGCGUAGCGUGGCACGAUUUAUGGCCUCACGUCCGACCGACUGGAUCGGUUGUGUUCGACUAGGCCGUGACAAGUUUGAGCGUUACUUCAACCACAAGCCCACAUUCGAGCCCAUAUAG